AUGAUUGCAAAUAAAAGAUAUUAAGAAAGGAAUUUGAAAAUCAUCAAACUUAAUGCCUUGCCAAAAUCUAAGUCGUUUGCAGAGGUUGCCGUAAGAGUUUUCCUAAAAUUGAUAUUGAUAAGCAUGAAAAAGAUUGUGAAGAAAUCUCAACAGUUUGCUAGAAGUGCUAGCUGCCAAUAGCUAAAAAGGAUGAAGAAGUACACACUCCUUCUACUUGCUUUCUUCUUAAGAACUUUUAAUUGUUUAAAUAAGAGAUUCUUUAAUAAGUCUCUAAAUAAUAGCAAUAAUAUAAAGAUUCACAAAGCCAAAAGAGUAAUUUAGCAGGCGGAAGAGUUCCAUAAGUUAAGUAGCAAGCAUCUCAAUAAAAUUAGGAUUAAGCUUCAAGUCAUAAUUAAUUAGAUGACACAAGUAAAGAAGACAUGA
Messenger RNA from Tetrahymena thermophila SB210, 423 nucleotides. RefSeq lists its product as hypothetical. Lineage: Eukaryota; Ciliophora; Oligohymenophorea; Hymenostomatida; Tetrahymenidae. The transcript has a single exon. The record is from RefSeq and is a predicted model, not a curated record.